Fonsecaea multimorphosa CBS 102226 is the source of this 732-nucleotide messenger RNA. RefSeq lists its product as uncharacterized. The coding region runs from base 1 to 732 and encodes 243 amino acids. NCBI's taxonomy places the organism in Eukaryota, Fungi, Ascomycota, Eurotiomycetes, Chaetothyriales, Herpotrichiellaceae. The record is from RefSeq and is a predicted model, not a curated record. The transcript is spliced from 5 exons.
AUGUCGGGGUUGGAAGCUCUCGGGGCCAUCGCCAGCACGGCGCAGAUGGUCACGCGCUACUUGGAACAAAUUCAAAGAAACGUGGACAACUUGCUCGCAUUGCUGAAAUCUAGCCUGCGGCAGGUCACGGACAAGUCGAUCAAGCGGUUCUGGAAAGCCAUCGUAAACCAGAGACACGAAGCACAAAUCCUUCAAAGCUUCACAGCCUUGGAAAACGACAAAAGCAGUCUGCUCCUUUACCUGGGGAGCAUCCACGGACACGCCCUGCAACAAAUAGAGCAACAUCUGAGUCAGGCCAAAACAAUGGCAUCGCCCGCCAAGAGUGGAAAUGAAGAUACGCCAAAUAAAGGCUUCUCGGUCCCCUGGACUGAAGAGCGAGCUCGGACGCGUCCUAACGACUCCCGGCCACUCCAACGUCAAGCCCAGCAUCACUCGGAUGAACAGGGGACGAAUGCGGAUCAAGAUUCUCAGCAGUCCCGCGCAGGUCAAUCUGCCACGAACAACGGAGACACGCAUCAGACAAGUGGCACAGCUGGGGGCAAGUGGUACUCCUGCAGAGUUGAAGGAACCUGGCAAGACUGUAUCGCUAUUGGAGAAGAGGCUGACCAGCAAAAUGGAAAUCGCAUUGAUCACAGUUCUCGAGGAGGCGAUGAACGUACGGAGGCCAAGACGACUCAAAACAACGGCAGACGACGACACGGUUAUGCGAUGAUCGUCCUCGACACGGCCUAG